ACGAGUUACUGAUUCUCCUUGUAUUUGUGAAGUUUUAGAGAUAUUAAAUCAUGUUCCCACUUAUGUUCUUUUCCACCCUGCUUUCUUCCACAUUUACUGAACCCAGAGAGCAACACUGGAUCUGCAACUCCUCUGAUGCGAGUGUUUGGUAUAGCUACUGCGAUAACAUGAAAUAUCCUAUUUCAUUAAUGCCUGAACCCUGUAUAACAUUAAAGGGAAGCAAUGGAUAUUUGCAUCUUUUCUUCAUUCCAAGAAGAGACAUUAAAAAGUUGUAUUUCAAUCUGUAUUUAUCUUUUAAUACCUUGGAGUUCCCAAUGCGCAAAGAAGUUAUUUGCCGAGGAUCUGAUGAUGAGUAUUCAUUUUGCAGAGCUCUAAAAGGAGAGACUGUGAAUACAUCAGUGCCAUUCUCCUUCAAGGGGAUACUAUUCUCUAAGGGACGAUACAGAUUUGUUGUGGAAGCCAUCGCAGGGAAUACUGAAGAAAUGCUCUUUUGUUUGAAUUUUACCAUCAUACACUACCCUGAUAUCAAUUAGGAUAAAUCUAGUUUAUUUUUAUUAUUCCAAGAUUUCAUUCUUCACUUAAUAUUUUUUUAUUUUUGCACAGUGUGUUAGUUUGCUAAGGCUGCCAUAACAAAUACCAUGCAAUGGGUGGCCUGAACAAUAGAAAUUUAUUUUCUCACAGCUCUGGUGGCCAAGAACCUGAAACCAGUGCAGGUGGAUUUGGUUCCUUCUGAGGCUUCUCUCUUUAGAUUAUAAUCUUCUCCCUGUGUCUUCACAUGGUCUCCCUGUAUGCGAGUAUAUGUCUUAAUUGCCUCUUCUCAUAAGGACACCAGUCAUAUUAGAUUAGGGCCCAUCUGUAUGACCUUAGUCACCUCUCUAAAGAUCCUGUCUCUAAAUCCAGUCACAUCUGAGGUACUGGCAGUUAGGACUGCAGCAUAAGAAUUUUGGGAGGACAAGUCUACCCAUAACACACAGGUAAUGUAAUCUCUCCCAUUGGUCAACUUUUCUCCAUUUCCUGCCUCUACUCUGGGGCAGGUUACCUGUGUUUCCUCCUGACUGAUCUCCCUGUACCUGGUCAGGUGCCUCAGGUAAUAUAUUCUUCAAAAAGGCAGUAUCAAUACUGCUUUCAAAAUACAGGUCUAGUCAUGUCACUACAAGGCAAAUGGAACAAAACAAAACAAAAACUAACAAGGCUCUUCCUGGGGCUUUUGAUUCAUUUUGGGAUAAAGUUGGAAUCUUCGUGAGGACCUGCCAGGCCUUGCCCAUCCUUUCCCUUUCCAGUUGCUUCUCUCAUCACCUUCUCCUUGCUGUCUGUGUUCCAGAAUGUGCCAUUGUCCCUCCCAUUCCAGAACCUUUGUCCACAUGGUUCCCUCUGCCUCAACUCCACUCCUCCACUCUAUGCCACACUCACCCCUGCGCCUCUGUAAUGCAUGUGGGUCUUUAUCUUGGCUCUGGUGCUACUUAGGGAAUUAUCAGCAGGUAGUGCGGGGUUCACUUCAUACACUUUGAUACAGGGAAGAGGCCAUCCUGAGGAAAAUCGUAGAGAAGUCAUAUAAUGCAGAGCCUUGCUGCCAGCCUCCUGUGGCCCUCUUGGUUCCCCAGGCCCUUUUUCUCCACCUCUAUCUCACCCAGGCAGGGCCAGCUUUCUUUGGGGAUGUGCUUUUGUAGACCUGUAUCCCUUCCUUACAGCACCUAGCACUUAUUUUGUUCUUAUUUCAAUUAUCUAUUGGACUAAGCUCCAUGAGCCCAGUCAGCGUAGUCCAGUUUUGCUCAGCACUCUUGAUCCAGCACCCAGUACAGAAACUGGCUUGAUUUGUACUGAAUCCAUAUUUGUCGAAUGGAUAAAUGAGCAUUUCCUUCUUGUAAAAUAUCCAAACAAUACAAAAUUAUAGAAAGCAAAAUAUUCAUGCAA
Phyllostomus hastatus (greater spear-nosed bat) is the source of this 1911-nucleotide messenger RNA. RefSeq names its product lymphocyte antigen 96 (gene LY96). NCBI's taxonomy places the organism in Eukaryota, Metazoa, Chordata, Mammalia, Chiroptera, Phyllostomidae. Gene Ontology annotation, cellular component: lipopolysaccharide receptor complex. The coding region runs from base 51 to 533 and encodes 160 amino acids. Gene Ontology annotation, molecular function: lipopolysaccharide binding; lipopolysaccharide immune receptor activity; Toll-like receptor 4 binding. Gene Ontology annotation, biological process: positive regulation of lipopolysaccharide-mediated signaling pathway; cellular response to lipopolysaccharide; toll-like receptor 4 signaling pathway. The transcript has 5 exons. The record is from RefSeq and is a predicted model, not a curated record.